Dipodomys ordii (Ord's kangaroo rat) is the source of this 927-nucleotide messenger RNA. RefSeq names its product olfactory receptor 8K5-like. Bases 1 to 927 code for a protein of 308 amino acids. Gene Ontology annotation, cellular component: membrane. The transcript has a single exon. Gene Ontology annotation, molecular function: odorant binding; G protein-coupled receptor activity; olfactory receptor activity. The record is from RefSeq and is a predicted model, not a curated record. Gene Ontology annotation, biological process: sensory perception of smell; G protein-coupled receptor signaling pathway. NCBI's taxonomy places the organism in Eukaryota, Metazoa, Chordata, Mammalia, Rodentia, Heteromyidae.
AUGGGCCAACAGAACCUCACAACACCCAUUGAAUUCAUUCUUUUGGGAGUCACAAGGCAGCCAGAGUUUCAGUUUCCUCUUUUUGGGGUCUUCCUCCUUAUCUACGCAGUGACAGUGGUGGGAAACCUGGGCAUGAUCAUUCUAACCAAGCUGGACUCCCGUCUCCACACACCUAUGUACUUUUUCAUCAGACACCUGGCUUUCAUCGAUCUUGGCAAUUCCACAGUCAUUUGUCCCAAGAUGUUGGUAAAUUUUAUUGUGGAUCAAAAUACCAUUUCCUAUUACGCUUGUGCCACCCAGAUGGCGUUCUUCAUUAUGUUUAUCGUCAGUGAACUGUCAGUCUUGUCAGCCAUGGCUUAUGACCGCUAUGUGGCCAUCUGUAACCCUCUGCUGUACCAUGUCAUCAUGUCUCAGAGGCUCUGCCGUGUGCUGGUGGGCAUCCCAUACCUCUACAGUGCCUUUCAGGCUCUGUUGUUCCCUAUUAAGUAUUUUACCUUGACCUUCUGCGGCUCUAAUGUCAUCAGUCAUUUCUACUGUGAUGUGGUCCCCCUAUUGCCUUUGAUCUGCACACGCGUGAGAGAAACAGAGUUGUUGACAGUACUGUUCUCGGCAUUUAACUUAAUCUCCUCUCUUUCAGUAGUUCUUUUAUCUUACCUGCUGAUUUUGUGGACUGUGUGUCAAAUGCGUUCUGCAGAGGGAAGAAAGAAAGCUUUCUCCACGUGUGGUUCUCACUUGACAGUGGUGGUGGUAUUCUAUGGGACUCUAAUCUUCAUGUACGUGCAGCCCAAAUCCAUGCACUCCAGUGACACUGAUAAAGUAGCCUCUGUGUUUUACACCUUAGUGAUCCCCAUGCUCAACCCCUUGAUCUACAGCUUAAGGAACAAGGAGGUAAAAAAUGCCUUCCAUAGAGUCUUUAAAUAUCCUUGA